Molecule: messenger RNA, 2246 nt
Organism: Platichthys flesus (European flounder)
Lineage: Eukaryota; Metazoa; Chordata; Actinopteri; Pleuronectiformes; Pleuronectidae
Gene: orai2
Product: ORAI calcium release-activated calcium modulator 2
Exons: 3
Coding region: 470-1273 (267 amino acids)
Biological process (GO): store-operated calcium entry
Cellular component (GO): membrane
Molecular function (GO): store-operated calcium channel activity
Source: RefSeq, a predicted model, not a curated record
AUACACAAGUUCGAAUCCCUGUAAGAGGAGUUAGCUUCAAACUGUUUGCUAGCUGCGGGAUUUACUGGCAUUUUAACUUGAUUUCCCGUUUGAUCAGUUUCCUUUCUAUCUGUGUAUAUUUAGCACUAAUGCAUGGCCCUGGUGGACUAGCGCGGUUAUUUGCCGAUGCUAGGUAAACGUAUCCUGCUAACUUCACCGCCGUUCUAAAUAUAAUAUAGGUUCGCUGUCCUGCAGACUCUGCAGCAGGGGCCCCGAGGAGACCCGCGGUGCAGACCUGGGGUCGGUUUGCACAAGUUUGCACGAACCCGGAAAAACCAGUUGGUUCGUGUUUGCACAGGCAAAGAAAAGUGAGUUUGUCCUUUUGCAGCAGUUGACGUGUCAGGGUUUUAUUUAACACAAGGGUCCGCGUGUUAAGAAGGAGGAGAAGACCAGGUCAGCUCAGAAGAACAAGUAACAUGUAAAAGGUGCCAUGAGCAGCGAGCUGAAUGUGCCUAUGGGCUCCCCGGCCCCGGGGGUCUCGGAGCACCCUCCCGAUGGGGGGGGGAUGGACUACAGGGACUGGGUGCGGCGCAGCUACCUGGAACUGGUCAGCUCCAACCACCACUCGGUGCAGGCCCUGUCCUGGAGGAAGCUCUACCUGAGCCGGGCCAAGCUGAAGGCCUCCAGCAGGACGUCCGCUCUGCUCUCCGGCUUCGCCAUGGUGGCCAUGGUGGAGGUGACGCUGGAGAUGAAGUACGAUUACCCCCGCGUGCUCCUCAUCGCCUUCAGCGUGUGCACCACCGUGCUGGUGGCGGUGCACCUCUUCGCUCUGCUGAUCAGCACCUGCAUCCUGCCCAACGUGGAGGCCGUCAGCAACAUCCACAACCUCAACUCCGUCAGCGAGUCGCCCCACGAGCGCAUGCACUACUACAUCGAGCUGGCCUGGGGCUUCUCCACGGCCCUGGGCAUCUUCCUGUUCCUGACGGAGGUGGUGCUCCUCUGCUGGAUCAAGUUCCUGCCCAUAGAAUCCUGCCUGGACAAAAAGGCCGACCCCGACAACGGCACGACGGGGGCCACAGCAAAGUGCAAGAACGUGGACCACAGCGGCUGGGACGCGGCGCUGGCCUCCACCAUCAUCAUGGUGCCGGUGGGGGUGAUCUUCGUGGUGUUUACCAUCCACUUCUAUCGCUCGCUGGUGCGCCACAAGACAGACCGGCACCACGAGGAGAUAGAGGAACUGCACAAGAUUAAGAUACAGCUGGACGGCCAUGAGCGGUCCCUCCAGACUGUGUGAUGGCCUCACAGCAGCUUUGAGAACUUCCACUUGUAUCUUAUUUUUAUCUAAACCUUCUCACCGCUCUGACUCCGGUCCGGGUCGUUGAUAUUGCCUUGCUCGGACUCGGAGGCUUUAACCCCCCCCCCCCCUCUCUUUGCGAUUCAAAUGGCUGUUACAUGUCAGGCCGCUAACUUAUUCUUAAGGUCAAUUUAUGUUGUAGGUUUCGUGCAGUUAGCUCGUCUGUUCGAGAUGUGUCGUUCAAAUACUAACGUUGAAAAAGGUUUACAGCAGAAGGGCUACUAGGUUCUAUGUGCCAUGUUGUUUCUGUCGUGUUGGCGUGGGAGCGUCGUGUGAUGAGCGGUUUCAUUCAGGGUCGAGUUCUACGUCGGCAAAAUAUUCCAGAUUCGCUCUGGAAUCCCUUAUUGAACUGUGCUCUGCCAAAGAUUAUAUGAAGACAAUGAAUGAAUCAACAGAGCGGCGUGAAUCUCUCUUUAAAUUCACACGACAUCAAUAAUUUACACUGAUUAAAUUAAUAACUGAGCCAGGAUCAGCAUUAGGAGCAAGAUGAAAAAUAAGAAAUGCCAAAGUAAAGUUUUUUCAAGUUAAGCAUUUAUAAAUAUUCAUUCAUCCAUUUAAAUCUUUCUUUUUACUCUUACUCAUAAAUGUGGAUUUUCACAAAUGUUGAAAGGAUUCGACAAGAGAAUCCAAAAAUUCAGAUUUCUUAGGAUUCAUAUUCAACGAGCAAAGACCAAAUCAGACUCUAUUCUGGAAGAAUGAUGGGUUGAUCGAACAAGUUAAAGCCUAAACCCCCCAAUGCAAACUAUGAAGAGGCUGAGAAAAGCGUGAUCUCACAAUGUUAAAGGGAUCAACAACAACAAAAUGUGUUAUCCUGAAUCUUUGUCGGGGAUCUGCACCUAAAUUGUGUUCUUUUCUUGACACUUUCUGAUUUGCGUUACCAAGUUUCGUGGAAAUCUGUUACUUUAGUUUUUGC